CUCUCUGAUGAUCACAGUCCUAACUCAAGAGAGAGUGGGUCAGAGCUCCUGUUGGGAUGCUGGUUCCCUCUGGUGACCAAAGUCCUUCACACGUAUCAGUUUGAUGUCUCGUGCAGUGGCUGCUCGCCAGUGGGCAUCACAUGGGGGGAUCUUAUAGAGGUGUAUUAAAUCAUGAGAGGAAUAAAUCGGGUAGAUGCACAGUGUCUCUUGCCCUGAGUAGGUGAAUCGAAGACCAAAGGACAUAGGUUUAAGGUGAAGAGGAAUCUGAGGGGUAACUUUCUUACACAAAGGGUGGUGGAUGUAUGGAAGAGGUAGUUGAGGCAGGGCCUAUCCCAACAUUUAAGAAACAGUUAGAUAGGUACAUGAAUAGGACGGGUUUGGAGGGAUAUGGACCAACACAGGCAGGUGGGACUAGUGUAGAUGGGACAUGUUGGCCGAUGUAGGCAAGUGGGGCCGAAGGGCCUGUUUCCACACUGUGACUAUGACUCUAUGAUCUAUAUGACUGACUCUAUGAUGUAUUUGAAUCUUUUCCUCUGUUGACCUGGUAAUCUUGCUGUGCCAGAGCUUCACAUUUGCUUAGUCUAGUUUAGUUUAUUAUUGUUGUCACAUGUGCUGAGGUACGGUGAAAACCUUUAUUUUGCCUGCUAUCCUGUCGAAGGAAAGUCUAUUAAUGAAUACAAUCAAGCCAUCCACAGUGCAUGGAUAAAGGGUAUGACAUUUAGUGCUGGAUAAAGUCGGACAAAGUCUGAGCAAAGAUAAUUCAAAGGUCUCCCAUGAGGUAGAUGGGGGUCAGGACCACACUCUAGUUGAUGAGAGGACCAUUCAGUUGUCUGAUAACAGCUGGGAAGAAAUUGUCCCUGAAUCUGGAGGUAUGUGUUUUCAAACUUGUGUACCUCUUGCCUGAUGUGAUAGGGGAGAAGAGGGAAUGACCGGGGUGAGACUGGUCCUUGAUUAUGCUGGUGUAUCUGUGUAAGUUCAGUGUGGUCCCUUGUUCUUCUUGACUGAUAUCUGACUUCCUCUUUUACAGCGGGACUCAAUGGGUAUUUUCCAAAAGCUCAGCAUACAGGCGAACCAUACUUCUACAGACCACCAGGAGAACCGUACUUCUACAUGCCACCAGCAUUACCUUACCACAAUACAUCAGAAUUAUUUCCAGCAAAUCUCCCUGUAGCUCUGUGUAAGCCUGUUGCAAAAAUAAUCACAUUGAGAAAGGAUGGAUGCGAAGUAGAUGUCGUCAGCAAUCACUGCAAAGGCCACUGUACCUCAGAAACCAGGUUUAACGGUGUGACGAAUAUAAUUGAAACUCAUUGUAGCUGUUGUAUUCCGAAGAAAUCCACCAAAAUGACAGCACGUGCCAUCUGUAAAAAUGGCAAGACCGUGCAGAUUAAAUAUACGCUGUUCCAAAAAUGUGAAUGCAGUUACAAACCCUGUGAUCACAUCUACUAGAGGGAUAGCCACACACUGGAUGGAAACUGGAAUGAGCAAGAGAAGUUCUUACAGAGAUGCAAACACAAGAUCAGAUGUCACCAUUGUAUCAAUAUAGUUGCACCUUUAGAAUGAAGAACGGGUGCCCUGAAAUGUAAUUGUUUCUGAAAUUUUGAAAUUAAUACACAUAUCUACCUUUGUUUCUAACAGCUUUGCCUUUCUUACUCAAUUUCUUUGGUGAACAUCCAUUUGUAUCUGUUAAAGAUAAUCUUAUACUUCCAACUAUGAAUAAUAAGUAAACAUUGAUCAAAGUGAUUUCA
Messenger RNA from Leucoraja erinaceus (little skate), 1745 nucleotides. RefSeq names its product integumentary mucin B.1-like. The transcript is spliced from 7 exons. The coding region runs from base 1111 to 1446 and encodes 111 amino acids. The record is from RefSeq and is a predicted model, not a curated record. Lineage: Eukaryota; Metazoa; Chordata; Chondrichthyes; Rajiformes; Rajidae.